Austrofundulus limnaeus is the source of this 1151-nucleotide messenger RNA. RefSeq names its product NACHT, LRR and PYD domains-containing protein 12-like. Bases 107 to 1129 code for a protein of 340 amino acids. The transcript is spliced from 4 exons. The record is from RefSeq and is a predicted model, not a curated record. Gene Ontology annotation, molecular function: protein binding. NCBI's taxonomy places the organism in Eukaryota, Metazoa, Chordata, Actinopteri, Cyprinodontiformes, Rivulidae.
CUCAGGAGUUUGUACAGAGAUCUUCAAAAGAGAGUGUGUGAUCUUCCAGAAACCAGUCUACUGCUUUGUUCAUCUGAGUGUUCAGGAGUUUCUGGCUGCAGUCUACAUGUUCCACUGUUCCACCAAUACUAACACUGAGAGGCUUCUGAUAAAAAAGAAGUUCGAGAAGAGUUUUCAGGACAAUGUGGAGGUGAUGAAGAGGUUUCUGGGAGAGAAGUACAGAUACUCAUCUCUGGAUGAGUUCCUCAAUAGAGUCAUGGAGAAAUCCCUCCAAAGUAAAAAUGGCCACCUGGACCUGUUUGUUCGCUUCCUUCAUGGCCUCUCUGCGGAGUCCACCCAGGGUCUGUUACGAGGUCUGCUGGGUCAUACAGAGAUCAGUCCAGGUACCAUCCAGAGAAUCUCUAACAACCUGAAGGAGAUGAACAGUGAUGAAGCAUCUCCAGACAGAAGCAUCAACAUCUUCCAGUGUCUGAUGGAGAUGAAGGACCUCUCAGUUUAUCAGGAGAUCCAAGAGUUCCUGAAGUCAGAGAACAGAUCAGAGAAGAAACUCUCAGAGAUCCAGUGUUCAGCUCUGGCCUACAUGCUGCAGAUGUCUGAGAAGGUUCUGGAUGAGUUGGACCUGGUGAAGUACAACACAUCAAAGGAGGGUCGACUGAGACUGAUUCCAGCUGUGAGGAACUGCAGAAAGUUUGUAGCUGCAUAUGUUCUACUCUCCGAGACUCACUGUGAAGUUGUGACUUCAGCUCUGAAGUCCAACCCCUCCCAUCUGACACACCUGGACCUGAGUGGGAACCCCCUGUCUGACUCUGGAGUGAAGCUUCUGUGUUCUGGACUGGAGAGUCCAAACUGUAGACUGGAGGUUCUGAGGUUGACGAGCUGCAGUUUGCCAGAGAUCAGCUGUUCUUCUCUGGUCUCAGCUCUGAAGUCCUACCCCUCCCAUCUGACUGAACUGAACCUGUGGAACAACAACCUUCGGGCUCUAGAUGUUCAGCAGCUGUUGGAUCUUGUGAAGAAUCCAGACUACAAACUUCAGACUCUGDGGUCAGUAGAUGGUCUGAGUGAGUCCAGACUAGAUCUGGACUGGAUAAGCUCAAAACAAGAUCAGAAUAUUUCUGAAAGUUUGCAUUAAUAAUCUUUAUUUAGUGACUUUG